GAAACAAGAUGGCGUCGCCUCAAACAUAAAUUGAUGUUAAUGAGUUUAUCGAUGUAGAAGCGCGCCUCUCUCGGGGCUUCUGUGUUGUUUUGGGGUUGUUCCGGUGAAAGGACCUAUUCCGCAAUCAGUUAGGUGUGUUGUAGGCGUUGCUUUAAGGCCCCGGAGGAGCCUGUGGAUCUUGUUUGUUUUGUCCCUCCGGUGACAGCCGGAGAGGAGAAGAGCUGCUGACGGGCAGGAUGAACAGCGGGGAGUAUAUCUCCACCAUGGAGAACAUGGACCCGACUUUAGCGGAAUUAGGGGACGAAUUCACGUUGGGAGACAUUGAUGAAAUGCUGCAGUUUGUCAGCAACCAGGUGGGGGAUUUCCCAGACUUGUUUGAGGACCAGAUGAACUCAGCAGGCUCUCUACAGAGUGGUGGAGCCACCUCCACCUCACAGCUUCAAACACAAACUCCUCAGACACCCCAGCCCCCAACCACUGCUCUUUACCAGAGCUCCAACGCUUGCCUCGCCUCCUCCCAGACUUUGUCCCCGCAGUCGGUACCCCUCACCCCUCCCCUCACUCCCGCACAAACACCCUCGCCCCCCACCACCUCUUCAGUGCAGCAACAGGUGACCCGCAGCCCUCCACUCCUUCAGCCACGCCCUCAGUUGGUCCAACCCAUCCAGCCUCAACCCCAACAGACAGCCCAGACAGCCAUUCAGAUGCACACCCAGGGGAUCUCCAUGCAGACUCAAAAUUUUCCAGUUCACACCUUGGUCCAGACCCACAACCAAACACCCAUGCCUAUACAGACUCAAGCAGCCCAAACUGUGAUGAUUGCCUCCAAUGGUGGACAGUCACGCUUCAUCCAGAACCCUGUCAUUUGCCAGCAGAGCCCUGCUCCUGGCUUCCAAGUCCUCCAGCCACAAAUGCAGAGCAUCAUGACGUCACCUCAGCUCCAACCAGUGACCAUUCAACACCAGCGUGUUCUGACCCCAACAGGUCAAACCAUCCAGACUAUCUCCACAGCGCCCACUACAGUCCACACUGUGCAACAGCAAGUGCAACAAGUACCUGUUCUCGUCCAACAGCCGCAGAUUCUUAAGACAGACUCGUUGGUUCUCACAACACUCAAACCAGAUGGGACACAGGUGCUGUCUACCAUGCAGAGCCCCGCAGGCAUCACCACCCUCACCACGCCCAUCCAGAACACAGCUCUGCAAGUCCCGACGCUUAUGAGCAGCAACAUCCUGACCACCCUCCCGGUUAUGAUGGGAGGAGGAGACAAGUUGCCAAUCAAACAAAUACAGCCAGGCUCUUGCCCAAGCACAGCUAGACCGAACAUGGAGCAGUGCCAGGUGACAGCAGGAGGAAUCGGGCCAGGAGGGGUAGUGAAGGAGGGCGAGAGGAGGACAACCCACAACAUCAUUGAGAAGAGGUAUAGGUCCUCCAUCAAUGACAAGAUUGUUGAGCUCAGAGACCUGGUCAUGGGCAGUGAUGCAAAGAUGCAUAAGUCAGGAGUGCUGAGGAAGGCCAUCGACUACAUAAAGUACUUGCAGCAGGUCAACCACAAACUACGACAAGAGAACCUGGCCCUUAAGAUGGCCAAUCAGAAGAACAAGCUCGUGACGCUGUCUGAAGAUGUCGAGCUCAAAGAGGAAGUAGUGCUGAUGUCACCUCCAGCCUCAGAUUCUGGUUCUGGUUCCCCUCACCAGUUUUCUCCGUACUGUGUUGACUCAGAACCAGGGAGCCCUUUAUUGGAUCAUGAACAGGUGAAGAGUGAGCCAGAUUCUCCCUCGGUUGGAGUGAUGGAUCGCUCUCGGCUGCUCCUCUGCGCCUUGACUUUCUUCUGCCUGUCUCUGAACCCUCUGCCAUCUUUACUGGGGUCAGAGACGUCAAGCAGCCCCGCCCUCUCCGGAGGCCACGGCCCAUCUAGAACCCUCGUCUGGUUUCCAAGUCACACACAGGAAUUUGCAUCUUGGGUGCGUUGCCUGUUGCCGUGGGUGAUGGUGUGGGUGCUGAGUGGGGUGGGAGCAGUGUGGGGCUGUGUCAGGGUGCUGUACCUGUGGGAGCCAGUCACACCUCUUCACUCGCCAAAAUCCGUGUCCUUCUGGAGGCACCGCAAACAAGCGGACCUGCAUCUCAAUAGGGGAGAUUACACAGCAGCAAUGGCCAGUUUGGAGACUUGCCUCUCUGUUUUGACAAGAGCUCUUCCCUCAACCAAGCUGGAUCUGGUCUGCUCGCUCUCCUGGAAUGUGAUUCGCUACUGCUUACAUCGUCCAACUCCUCUGGGGUGGCUUGUUCACCAGGUAGGAGGGAAGCACGAAGGGGAGGAAGCGAGGACAAGCGCGAGGGACGCAGCGCUUGUUUACCACCAGCUGAGCCAAUUACAGCUCACAGGAAAACUGCCUCAGCGUAGCAGUCUGUGGGCUCUGUCGCUCUCUCUAAGCGCUGUGAACCUCAGCGAGAGUGCCCAAGGCAAGAUGGCCCCCGCGCAGUUCACCCAGAUUUAUGUCACUGCAGCAAUAGCCCUGCGUACUGUGCUGGGCCACCAUCUCUCCUGCCUCCCUGGUUACCUGUUGGGCUGUGCCGAGAGUGUGGCCAACCAAUCAGAGACAAAGCCAAUCCCUGACUGUCUGCGUUGGCUUUUCACUCCACUGGGGCGGCAGUUCUUCCUGAGCUGUGAUUGGUCAGUGAAGUCAGAAAACGGCGACGGGGUAUACACUUCUCAGAGGGACCCGGCUGAUCCCAUUGCCCAGCUGCACCGCUCUUUCUGCAGGAAGCUUUUGGAGAGAGCUGUUCACACCCUUAUCCAGCCGCAGAGUGACUCUGAAGCAGACAAACGCAAGAACGACUCUGGGGAGUUUUCCAGUGCCCUGGAGUUCCUGCAGCUGCUGAACAGCUGUACAGAGGACUCUCCUUCCCCACCUCCCCCUUUCUCAACUCCUCCCAGUCACACCACCAUUCCAGUGGGAGACCCAGUGAGUCGCUGGUGGGCUGUGGUCCUGAAGGCUGCCGUGUAUUGGCUGCAGGGCGAUGAUGUCGCAGUGAGGUCACUUUUGGCAGAAGCUGAGCGAAUGCCGAGGGCUCUGCACAUUCUUGACCACCCUCUGCCUAAGGCUGUGCUGCUUCUUUGUAAGGCAGUACAGAUAAGCCUGUCCCCUCUGAAGGGAGAAGGGGCAAUAGCCUGUCUUUCUCACUGUGACAGAGCCAGCAGCUACCUGUGCUCCAGCAUCUCAGUGCCCCUUGCCCAGUCUGGGAACUGGCUGAACAAGGGGGUUGAGCUCCUGGUCUGUGACCUCCUGCUGACAUUGAGGACCAGUUUAUGGCAGCGGGGAGGCAGCAGUAAUGGAGAACCUGGCCCAGCUCCUGGGUCUCAGUUGGCUGGUUUCCAGAGGGACCUCAGCGCACUCAGAAAGCUCACACAGUGCUACAGACAGGGACAACACAAGGUGUUCCUUCAUGAGACCACAGUAAGGCUGAUGGCUGGAGCCAGUCCCACAAGAACACACCAGCUGCUGGAGCACAACCUCCGACGAAGGACGCACAGCUCCUACACAGCUGAAGGUGAGUGUGUUCUAGGCGAGAGGGAGAGAGCUCACGCCAUUCUGUUGGCCUGCCGCCACCUGCCCAUGCCUUUGCUAACACCGCCCGGGCACCGAGCUCGUCUGCUGGCUGAGGCCAAGCGAACCCUGGAGCGGGUGGGAGACCGACGGUCCCUGCAGGACUGUCAGCAGAUUCUGCUGCGCCUCAGUGGGGGCACCACCAUCGCUGCUUCCUGAACACACGUGACGAAACAAAGCUUCUCUGUGGUUUGCUGUCGUACACAUAGAGACGUUAACCUGGCUUCUCCUCCGCCAACAUAUAAUUCUGUAAUUAUCAACUAUUCAGACUUAUCAAGGGACAGAAAUAUAGACUUUCCUUCAAACUGCCAAGUGGGCACCAUAACACAGCCGCAUCCAUCAGCCCUGUAUCCACCACCUGGCCGAAACAUUUGCUCAUUUGAUGCUUAGUUGCAUUGUUGCAGUACAAUCACCCCACCUUCUGGUCAUUACUGGUACUACACUGGCUAGCUGCCUCUUUUCAAACAAAGAAUCAGGUUAAAAAGGCCCUAAAGGGAAAAGGGACCAUUAUCUAAUAGCUGUUUAAAUGAAUGCAGUGCAGCAGUGCAUUGAUUUGGUCUAGGAUACCAAGCUGCACAAUCAUUACUGGCACACAGCAAUGUGAGUGCUGCAGUAAUGGUAAUGUGUGAUUUAAUUUGCAAGCUUCAUUUAAGGGCUUCACAGUAUUUAAGAGUAGACAGCUGAGGUCAGAGCAUGGCUGUGCUGUAGGAUGUAGACAGAUAGACUAGCUUGCUUUUAACCGUACAGUGCUGAGUAGUGUCUCUCCUUAUCUACCUCAAACACUGUACAGUGCCAGCAUUGUACUGUGGAGCAAAAAAAAAAAAAAAAA
Molecule: messenger RNA, 4434 nt
Organism: Archocentrus centrarchus (flier cichlid)
Lineage: Eukaryota; Metazoa; Chordata; Actinopteri; Cichliformes; Cichlidae
Gene: srebf2
Product: sterol regulatory element binding transcription factor 2
Exons: 20
Coding region: 237-3764 (1175 amino acids)
Biological process (GO): positive regulation of transcription by RNA polymerase II; positive regulation of cholesterol storage
Cellular component (GO): nucleus
Molecular function (GO): RNA polymerase II cis-regulatory region sequence-specific DNA binding; protein dimerization activity; DNA-binding transcription factor activity, RNA polymerase II-specific
Source: RefSeq, a predicted model, not a curated record